GUCCCAUCCCUCCACAGCACGCUCCCCAGCUCCGCCCGGAUACAGGAAAACUGACCGAGCUGGUGCUGCUGAGACCUCCUCAGUCCCACUGGCUUGAACAAUCCCCCCCAGGAUGGACCACAGUGGAGCCAGCGAGGGGCCCGGGCCAGGCGGAAGACCCUUCAGUUCCUCCUCUGGGACACCCAUGGGUGCCAAAGGACAAGCAGCACAGAGUGGCCAAAGACCCAAAGUAAAGAUAACUCCUUUCCACAGCUCACCCAUAGUCAGCAGUGAUGGAGCUCUCCGCAGCAGGCGACCAGGAGCAGCUGCUGGGAAUCGGCUGUUGUCUCCUGGUAGCCUGUUCGUGGACAUACCUGGUCGGCUCACUGCUCCAACUUUUAGAGGGAGACCUGCUGCUCCUGUUGCUCCUGCUCCUGGUGCUCCUCCUGCUGCUGCUGGGAGCUCAGAGGAUCCAGCUCUCAGUUCAGGCUCCGUCCUGGCCACAGCAGGAGACAAAGAACAGACAAAUCCUCAAGUCAUCAAGCCUGCUGGGAAGAAGGCACCAAAGUCUAGCACAGAGCUUCAUCACAGCCAGAAAGGCCAAGAGAGGAGAGCUGUCUCCACCUCUGUUAAACCUCAUGCUGCUGUGAAGAGGAAGAAGAGGAAGAUGGGAAUGUAUAACCUGGUCCCCAAGAAGAAGGCCAAGACCCCGAGACAGCAGGACAAGAAAGAGGAGCCAGGAGCCAGCAUGGAGAGUAACAGUACUGCAGCAGAUAAGAAACCAGUGAUUCUACCAGAGACUGUGAAGGCUGAAGAUUCGCUAGCAGUCAGGAAUGACUCGCAGGUGAAAGUGAAUCCUGGAGAAAGCUGCCCUGUUGAAUACACUGAGCUGGCUUUGGACUGUCUGGACCUGAAAGUUCAGGAAGAACUUCUCUCACCCCCCCUGUCAGGUGUAGCAGCAGAUGCUGAGCUGACAGAAACAGACCUGGCUGAGGAGUUACCACUGUGCUGCUGUCGUAUGGAGACUCCUCACAGCGGAGGCAGCCUGUCCACAGUGGAUCAGACCUGCAUGGCCAUGGAGAGCAUGGAUGGAAUACUGAUUCGUUGCCAGAGACAAGUGAUGAAGCAGGAAAUGAUGCGACCCUCCAACACAGUUCAUCUGCUGGUUCUUUGUGAGGACCACCGGGCCGGCAUGGUCAAGCACCACUGCUGCCCUGGCUGUGGACUCUUCUGCAGGGCGGGCACCUUUAUGGAGUGCAGGCCUUACGGGAGCAUUUCCCACCGCUUUCAUCGUGACUGUGCCUCCAUCAUGAAGGACCUCAGGUUUUGCCCCCACUGUGGUGAGGAUGCCAGCGGAGCGAAGGAAGUCACGGCGUUGAAGGCUGAUCUGUCUCCAUCUGUGCCCAGAUCAAACCCCGGUCCGUCGCUCCCCACUGUACCCACUGUGGCCUCCCUGCCAUCUGUAACAACUGCACCUGCUGUUCCACAGAUACUCAGAGCCAAGAAGACCAGUGAGCCACAGAUGAGCAGAGACAAGAGCCCGAGCAGGUCAAAGAGUGAGGCUGUGUGUGCUGCAGAUCGACUGCCUAAAGAGUCAUUGGAGAGCAUCCUUAUGGCACUGGAUGAUGAGAACCUGAAACCAAAGAGAGUGAAGUACCCCGCCAGGCAGCUGUACAUCUCUGCUAAACAAGGAGAGCUCCAGAAGGUCAUUCAUCUUUUAGUUGAUGGGAAGGACCCAAACUUUUUGAUGGAGGGCCACAACAAGGGGACCCCUCUUCAUGCUGCAGCUGCUGAGGGUCACCAGGAGAUCUGCCACAUGCUGGUCCAGGCUGGAGCUAACCUGGACAUGUUUGAUGAUGAGCAGAGAACCCCGCUGAUGUUGGCCUCUGAGAACAACCACCUGGACACGGUCAAGUACCUGCUGAGAGCUGGAGCAGCUGUGAGCCACAAGGAUAUCAUGGGCUUCACCUGUCUGCAUCUGGCAGCCAAACUGGGACAUUAUGAUAUAGUCCAUCAUCUGCUCUCCAAGGCAUCCAAAUAUAUCAACUGUCAGGAUGACGGAGGAUGGACUCCCAUCACCUGGGCCAUAGAGUACAAGCACAAGGAGCUGGUCCACCUGCUGCUGGCCAGAGGGGCCGAUGUUAACAUUAGAGACAAGGAGGAGAAUGUCUGCCUGCACUGGGCGGCUCUUACGGGCUGCGAUGAUGUGGCCCAGGCUCUGCUGGAGGCUCGAUGUGACCUCAACGCCAUCAAUAUUCACGGUGACACAGCGCUGCAUGUUGCCGCUAGAGGGAACCACCUGGAGUGUGUGAUGUUGUUUCUGUCCCGUGGAGCUGACAUCAAUCAGAGGAACAGAGAGGGAGAGACGCCUCUGGACUGCUGCGUCUUCAGCUCCAAGGUGUGGACGGCUCUCAACACCAACAAGAAGUUGACUGACGCCAGGAGAGUCAGAGACUCUCAUGGAGAGAGAGUGCUCAGCAGGGACAUCUCUCGGGGCUAUGAAGCAGUUCCUAUUCCCUGUGUUAAUGGCGUGGACAGUGAGGCGAGCCCUGAAAACUUUAAAUACAUACCUGACAACUGUGUCACCUCCCCAUUGAACAUAGACAAGGACAUCACUCAUUUACAGCAUUGCAGCUGCAUAGACGACUGCUCCUCCAGUACAUGCAUGUGUGGUCAGCUCAGCCUGCGAUGUUGGUAUGAUAGUGAGGGCCGACUGCCACUUGACUUCUGUCAGAGGGAGCCCCCGGUGCUGUUUGAGUGUAACCAUGCCUGCUCCUGCUGGAAGACCUGCAGGAACCGAGUGGUCCAGAAUGGGCUCAGAGCCCGGCUGCAGCUCUUCAGGACACACAAAAUGGGCUGGGGAGUGCGAGCCAUGCAGGAUAUCCCUCAAGGAACAUUCAUUUGCGAGUAUGUCGGGGAGAUCAUCUCUGACGCAGAGGCUGAUAAAAGGGAGAAUGACUCUUUCCUCUUCACCCUCGACAAUAAGGUGGGGGAUGUGCACUGUAUUGAUGCGAGACUCUUUGGCAACAUCGGCCGCUUCAUCAACCAUCUGUGUGAGCCCAACCUGCUGGCUGUGAGAGUGUUCACCAUGCACCAGGACCUGCGCUUCCCCAGGAUUGCCUUCUUCUCCAGCAGGCCCAUCCGAGCUGGAGACCAGAUAGGGUUUGACUAUGGUGAUCACUACUGGAAGGUGAAGAGCAAGUACUUCAGCUGCCAGUGUGGCUCUGUCAAGUGUCACCACUCAGCUGGGAGCAGAUAGAAGCUCACUGAUGACCACUGAUCCCUCUCUCAGCCUGCUGUCACAUUGAUGAUAGAAACACUGUCUUCUGAAGCAGAUACCACGUCAGAGCGAUGCUUCGGUUACAGUAAUACCAAUGAGAUUAUCUCAGAGCACAGUACCUAACCUAUUUAUACACCUAAUGAGGAUACUUUAACUUCUGAAGAGCACUGCAACUUGCCACCAGCCAGAAAUACUGUAUGUGAAAGUGGCUUUAACAAGCCAAUAAUCAGGUUCAUUCAUUUUAACAGAUGAUUUUAAUAUUCAUGGACUCUUUAUUUAAAGCUACAGUUGGUAACUUAUGAAAUGAGCUUACAUCCAAACAGUAAUACAUGAGACAGACGAGAAUCAUGUUCCACUGUCUCCUUGUAGUGAUUCAGAUGCCUUUUGCUAGAAUCUAGCGGCUGUUGGAAAACAACCAAUCAGAGCUGAGGAGUCUCUGACUCAGCUGUCAGUCAUGUGAAUCACUGCUCGUAAACUUCGGUCAAACUGUCAUACAGGUAAAAUGAAGUUUGCUCCAGCUGCUGCUUUAUUUUCACUUGACUGUUUUCAACAGGGCGACCUAGUUAUAAAAGCCAUUUUUACUUUGAGCUGGCACUAUACAGCCACAACAAAGUCCUCUCUUCAUGCCUCAUUUGUCUUAUUCCACAGAACCAAAUGACAGCAGCAUCAUUCCACUCCAGUGUGUGAUGAUAGACUGCGUCAUGGUAUCCUGCAGUCAAAAGAGGCGUGACGAACGUGAUGUGACACAACACGAUGGCCUCUUGUAAGACAUAUAACACAUGCCUCUUAUGAAAGCAGCACUUUCUAAACAACAUCAAAGGCAUAAUAUGUCAUUAACAAUCAACUAGCUUUUCUGAUAUAUGGUGGUUGACCUUGUCCUCUGCUUGGAGGGUAAGGAGCUCCCAAAUUUCACGUAUUUCUUAUGUUGUGGACAAUUUGGCCACUGUGCUUCUUUAAGUUAGCCACUAAUUGCUAACAGCUGCUUUUUCAAUCUCAAGUGGUGGGUCACAUGCAUGACACUUUGUCAAAAUGUCACAUCUGUGCCACCCAUGAGCCUGUCCUUCCAGCUGUCAUUAUACAGAAAUUGUUUUACUGCUAAUAUGACCUCCAGUUUCAGAUUGAAGGCGAGAAACGGUGAUAUUCCCACCAUAAACAGACAGUGUAAAGGGGCUAAAUUUUCAUUUUACAGCUAAACAUUUAACAAAACUGUUUAGUGUUUUCAGUUCAAAGGCAGUUAUUGACAUGAUUGAGAGCUGUGUUAGAGGCUCCUCAACUCUGAUUGGUUGUUUUAUUGUCCUGUGGUUAAGAGCACUAAGAGGAGACAGAGGAACCUAUUUUUCACAGAAAGUCUCAUGUACUGCAUUUGGAUAUAGUGACAGUUUUAGCAAAUAUGACAGUUAAACUAACCAACUACAGCUUUAAUACUGCAGAGUGAUAUAUUUGUGGAUUAUUAAAGUGAAAUAAUGUUUUGGUAGUCUGAUCUCUUCUAUGAACAUUCUUUUUACUACACGUCUAACUAUUAAUCAAUUAAACACUUUUUUAAAGCA
Plectropomus leopardus (leopard coralgrouper) is the source of this 4806-nucleotide messenger RNA. RefSeq names its product euchromatic histone-lysine N-methyltransferase 1a (gene ehmt1a). The record is from RefSeq and is a predicted model, not a curated record. Gene Ontology annotation, biological process: peptidyl-lysine dimethylation; negative regulation of transcription by RNA polymerase II. Gene Ontology annotation, cellular component: chromatin; nucleus. NCBI's taxonomy places the organism in Eukaryota, Metazoa, Chordata, Actinopteri, Perciformes, Serranidae. Gene Ontology annotation, molecular function: histone H3K9 methyltransferase activity; p53 binding; zinc ion binding.